Molecule: messenger RNA, 669 nt
Organism: Naegleria lovaniensis
Lineage: Eukaryota; Heterolobosea; Eutetramitea; Acrasida; Naegleriidae
Exons: 3
Coding region: 1-669 (222 amino acids)
Source: RefSeq, a predicted model, not a curated record
AUGUCCUCUCCAUCCAUCCAAAACACUCAAGAAGAAUACGCAAUUCUGGGAGCCACACAAGGCAUCGGAAAUGAACUUCUCAAACUUUUACUCAUCCGAGGAGUGAAAGUCCGAGUGUUGGCUCGAAAUCCAAGCAGUCUUUCCCAACUUGCCUCCAAUCCUUUACUUACCAUUGUCAAGGGAGAUGCUACCAAUGCAAAAGAUGUUGAAACACUCAUCUCUACUUCCCAAUACAAAUUAAAAGGAACCUCCAGAUUGGUCGAUUCAUGUCUCACUCUCGAUUAUGAAUAUCGAAUUGGAAAUGAUUUUUUGAGAAAUGCGACCAAUGUCAUGUCUCGAGCAGAUGUUGCUGCUUUCAUGCUUCGAUGUAUGUUUGACCAAACAUUGAAAAUAUCUGCAGGAUCCAAUCAGAUAUUCAAUGUCGACACGAAACGAGUCCUUCCCAAGGAACAUGACAGUAAUUUUGGUCUAAUGACCUUACUGAGAUGGACUCUCCCUCGACAUCAAUACCUCAUGAUCAAAAUGGGUGUGCAUUCCAUUCAAAUCGCUGGUGUGGCCAUGCUCGCUUAUUACUUUUUUCCUCAACAAGUGAGUGGAUGGUGGAAUGCUCUCAGUACAAGUGCUGUCAGGUUUUUUGGAGUUUCAUCCACGGGCUCUGAUCACAAAUGA